Messenger RNA from Cynoglossus semilaevis (tongue sole), 5659 nucleotides. It is a transcript of the gene patz1, whose product is annotated as POZ/BTB and AT hook containing zinc finger 1. Lineage: Eukaryota; Metazoa; Chordata; Actinopteri; Pleuronectiformes; Cynoglossidae. Gene Ontology annotation, cellular component: nucleus. Gene Ontology annotation, molecular function: DNA-binding transcription factor activity, RNA polymerase II-specific; protein binding. The record is from RefSeq and is a predicted model, not a curated record. Gene Ontology annotation, biological process: regulation of transcription by RNA polymerase II.
GAGUCAUUGAGCCGUGACAGUGCAGUAGUACUGGAUGUGUAAAUGUGUACUUGGAGGAAUAUAAAUUCAUCCUCAAUUAGGUGAUUUAGUUUUUUACAUAAGUGUAUCAGAUGUCAGAAAUCAUUUUUACACCAGUCUAAAAUAGGUUUGUUUGGGAACAACCUUUGCUACAAACCCCAGGGGUGUCUUUAAAAUUGAUGUUUAAAAAAAAUCAAUACAAUACUUUGUUAUAACCAAACUUCCAAAACCUCUAAAAAUAACUGCAGAAAAGCUUGAUGUCAGUCCAUAGAUGGAGCACUAACACAGUUGUUGUGUCCUGGUGUGACCCCGGAAUUGUACAAAGAAGGAACUCUCUGACUUACAGAAGAGUUGACUCAGAGGACAGGUAGAUCAGCUGAUUGGCUGAUAGAGAAACAGGAUUUCUGAACAAUAAUAUUGAUUUUAAAAAUUGAAUUAAUGAAUUAAUUAAUAUCUGUUUUUCUCUUUAAAAUCAGUAGUUGUGGCCAUGUUGGAUCACUGUAGGUACAUUAGCCCACAGUGGACAAACUUAAUAGCUUCUAAUAACUGAAGCCUCUUGAUGUGGUUGGUUAAUAACUUUUCUAGAUGUUUUCCAACACCACACCUCCAGUGUCCGAGUGUUUUGUCUCAUGAAGUGGAGGACAGACAGAGACAGAGACAGACAGAGACAGACAGACCUGACUAGGUGGCACCGUGUGGUACAAUAAUGCUGCUGGGUUUACACAGUGAGCUGACACACAGGGAGGGGGGUAGCUGGGUGGGUUGGUUAGUGACUGGUGGGGGAGGGGUUGCUCUUACAAACAGAGCAGACAGGAAGAGAGUGGACCUGCUGCGUGUUCACAUUUCUCCAUGAAAACACGAGGGUCCACGGCGGAGCUACGUUUCUCUUACGCUCCUCCUGAGCGAAGGCCAUCACGACGACGGGAGCGUUGAGGCCGAACGUGACCGUGUUUGACAAACUGAUUUUUUUUUCUUUUUUUUUCUCUCUCGACAAUAUGAUAUCGACCCCCACCCGUCAAGAAAGCAGGGUCAGAGUUCACAGGAAGCUGGGGGGCUGCCAUUUUUCCCUGCUGCUACUGCUAACGUUAAACGGCAGAUGCUAAACGGACGAGGAGGUGAGAUUUGUUUGUUGGGUGUUUUUGUUAGCUUUCUCCUCACCCACACAUCAUAACCGCGACUAAACAAUCCGUCAUUCCUCCGACCGCUGUCGCCCGCAAGCGUCGUUAGUGGAUGAAUUCGGCAUGGAGAAAGUAGCGGAGCCGUCUUGGACUUCUUCCUACACCUACCAGGUGAGCAAGCACAGUGCGGAGAUGCUACACAACCUCAACGUUCAGAGGAAAGAUGGAGGCAGGUUCUGCGAUGUGGUCCUGCGCGUCGGCGAGGAAAGCUUCCCUGCCCACAAGGCUGUUCUGGCCGCCUGCAGCGAGUAUUUCGAGUCGGUCUUUAGUCGCGAGACGGAGGGCGACGGAGACACGAAGGAGCUGGAGAUGCACACGAUCAGCCCGAAAGUUUUCAAAGAUAUCCUGGACUUUGCCUACACCUCCAGGAUCGUGGUGCGACUGGAGUGUUUUCCGGAGCUGAUGACAGUGCUGAUGAGGUCGGUGAUCGAGAUCUGUCAGGAGGUCAUCAAACAGUCGAACGUUCAGAUCCUCGUGCCGACCGCCCGAGGAGGAGACGCCAGCCUUUUCCAGGCCACCGCAGCCUCGGAGCUGGGUUUCCCGGUGACACAACACGACCUGGUGAACGGAACCGGACUGUUGUUGAACGGUCAGAGUUUUGGUAACAAUGCGCAAAUGCAUGUGGAGGGGAGCGAAGACGCCGCGGCCGUCGUGCUGCUGGAGGGCGGCGGUGAGUCUGCGAUGCCGAUGUUGGAGCCGGUGGAGGGGCUGUCCGUGUCCGUGUCCCCGUCGGCAGAAAUGACAGGCAACUCACUUCACCAGGACGCCGACUCACCGGGAUCCAAGAGAGGCAGAGGGAGACCAAAGAGGGCCGCCGAGGCUCUGAACUUCAACCACAGCACCAUGAAGGACAACGGACUGUUCCCGUGUGGAACCUGUGGGAAAGCGUUCACCGAGGCGUCCCGUUUGAAGAACCACGAAGCCCAGCACGGAGCCUCCAGCAGCCACAACAACAGCAUCAACAACCUCGGUGACAGCCUGUCCUCGGCGUCCCUGCUGUCCCACCCUGGGCUGGUUGAGAACGGACUGCAGUUGCACGCAGGGCUGACGCUGGACAACGGUCGCAAACGGGAGAGGACCAGGCGGCACGUUGGCUGUGACAUUUGCGGCAAAGUUUUCCGUGACGUUUACCACCUGAACCGACACAAGCUCUCCCACUCAGGGGAAAAGCCGUACGCGUGUCCUGUGUGCGGGCUGCGGUUCAAACGCAAGGACAGGAUGUCGUACCACGUACGAUCACACGAUGGGUCCGUGGGCAAACCGUAUGUGUGCCAAAGCUGUGGUAAAGGCUUUUCCAGACCUGAUCAUCUGAAUGGACAUAUAAAGCAAGUCCACACAACAGAGAGACCACACAAGUGCCAGAUCUGUAACGCCUCAUUCGCCACAAGAGAUCGCCUGCGGUCACACCUCGCCUGCCAUGAGGACAAGAUCCCGUGCAAAGUUUGUGGCAAGUUCCUGCGUGCUGCGUACAUGACGGACCACCUGAAGAAACACAGCGAAGGGACGCACAAUUACUGUGGCAUCUGCAACAAAGGUUUCUCCACCGCCUCCUACCUUAAGGUGCAUAUAAAGACACACCACGGCUCUCCACUGCCCCCCUCUGCUACAAUGCACACCUUCCCCGAGGUGAGGGGGGGGCUGCAGAUGCACAACGGCACCGCUUACCACAUGGGACGCCAGUCCUCGGUGGAAGACGGGCAGGAGAACACGGAGAAAUGUCCUCAUCUGGAGUCCGAAGAAUCCGACCCAUCGUUCGGAGAACUGUCCAACAGCGAGGAGUUCAAAUCGCCACAAAAAUCCGAGGGACCUGAGCUGGAAAUGCAGUCUUUGUCCUGCAACGGAGGGACCUCCUCGGGGACGCUUGGAUCUCCGGACGAGUCCAAGACCAAGACGGACCCUGAGAAGAAGUUCAUCUGCGGCAUCUGCGGCCAAGCUUUCCGCACCAAGUCCUACCUCAACAAGCACCAGCACCGAGUUCACAAAGCCCUGAAGUCCCAGGGGCUGUCCAGGUCCGGCCUGAGUGAACUGGCCCCCUCCCUCGCCUCACCCUUCUCCCCCCAACAGAACAUGUCCCUGCUGGAGUCUUUUGGAUUUCAGAUCGUCCAGUCGGCGUUCGCCUCUUCACUGGUGGACGCCGAGGCCGGUCAGAGCGGACUGGACUUUGGAGGGAAGUGACAACAUUUUACUGGAGCUUCUCUUCUUUUUAUUUUUCUUUUCUUUUUUUGGACAAAGCCGGGUCGCCCACAGACAGCGCUCUGUUUUUGGGAAUAACUUUGCCUCAAGACUACUUUUCUCCGUUGGUUAAGUUCCUUAAUGUGUGUAACCGAUAUUUUUGUCACACGGACUCACAGUUCCUAUCUUUUCUACCUUUCCAGAGAAUGCGAAGUGCUCGUUGUGUAAAUGUUGCUUUCAAAGAAACGACACGAAGGUCGGGAUUUUCCUCCACGUGUCUAAUAUAUUUGCGAGACUUCCCGUCGUUCACGGCUCUUGUGUUAAUCUCGGCUGCACGCGUGUUCCUGACAUGACAUGAGUUAUUUACUGUAUUCUGAAAGUGAGAAAAGUUCCGUCGUCUCUCGGCCCAUUUACACUGAAUGAACUCCUGACCUUCGCAGCAGGUUUUUUUUUUUGUUUCUUUUCCCUGAAGGCUGUGAGAACAGACUUCUUUACCUCAGCAACAAGAGAGCAGAGCUCACUAUUGACUUUUUUUCAGGUUUUCUGAAGAAAAAAUUCAGUUGAGAUUUAAAUUAUAAAACUUUUCCUUUGAGUUUGCAUACAGAAAAAAAAAACCAGUAAGUGUUAAAAUGUUGCCUCUCAUAUUUAUUAAUUUCUCCCACAAUAUUAAAAAAUAAUUUAAACUCUGUAUCAGCAAAUUUCGUUUUCUACAUUUGUUCCUCUUAAUAGUCCACUAUUAUUAGAGAUUCACCUUUUACCUCUAGUGGGCGCCCAUGUACCACCUGUGGUAUGCAUACCAUAGUUUGAGACCCACUGGUUCAGCUCCUCACCACUCUCCUCAUGGACAGUUGUUAUUCUGACCCUGUCGUGUCUAAAAAAUUGUAUUUUUUUUUUCUGUAUGCAGUAAUGUUUGACUCAACUGAAAAUUUGGUUUAAAAACGUCUCCGUAUUUACAGACACCGUGUCCCACACAGGCCCAGGGCAUUUUUCAUGAAUCACUUUGUUACAAGAAACAGUUUUGUUGUCAAAGUUGAUGAGUUUUCAGGAAUAGUGUUUUUUUAUUUUAUUUUUCUUUGACAUCAACAAAUAUUUGGAAGAAUUUUGAAAUCUCGAAGAGAAAACCUUAAAUUAUAAAUAUAGAACAUGUAGGAAAUGCUCUCAGUGACGGGAGUGAAGCUACCUCAUCGGUUUGAUUAAAGAACUUUAACUCAUUGGAUGAACUGAAUGGAAUUGUUUUAAGCAAAACCCUCUUUUUUUUUUUUAUUUUAUUUUAGCAUCUUACCAUUUCCGAGCAUAGACCUUUAUUUUAUGUUGUAACAAAUAUUUGUGAGUUUUGUUACUCGUUCAGUCCAAAUAAUUAUUUCUUUAAAAAUAGAAGAAAAAAAAAUCAAGGAAGAAAAGCCAUUUCUUUGAAGAAAUAUUUUUUUAUUUCAGAUGUUAAAAUCUGCUCAAUUGUUCUUGAAACUUGCCUUGAGCUUGUUGGGACCUGCAGCCCCCGAAACAUCGGUGAAAGGUUUGGUUUUUUUUUUUUUGUUCAGUCGCAGCUCAACAAACAGGGACCAAGGUCAGGUUUAUUUUCCGAGUGUAUUUUGAUAAAAUGCAAAUUCUAUUUUAUUAACUUAUUCCUGCUCUGCUUUUGUUGUAUACAAGUUUUUUAUUGUCAAACAAUGAUCUUGUGUGAUUUGCUUUAUUCAGUACUUUUUCCUACUGUAAAUUAUGAGUUGUUACGGAGCAGCGUGGGCUACUGUGUGUCUUGUGCAACAGUUGAAGGCGUUUAAAAAAAAAGAAAAGAGAAAAAAAAGGAUCCACUCCUUCGUCCAACUGCCUCUGAACUGACCAAAAGUGAUGCAAUUUUUUUUUUUUUUUUUUUUUCACCGCGGGGGGUAAUCAAGCUCACGUAAUGUCCUCGGAGUCUCUUUAGUGUCUCGUCAUCUUCGUUUGCUGCACUUAGUGAUGGGUGAGGAAGAGGGGAGGGGACGGGACGGGAGGGGAGGAAGAACUGUUGUAUAGAAGCUGAAGGAAUUUAAUCACUGCACCAGCAUCAGACACCGACACAGAGAAGAAACAAAAGACCGAGCGAAGCAGUAGUACUGCACAUACAGUACUACAUAUACAGUACUGUAUGUGCAGUACUGUUUGGGUGGUGUGUACAUUCACUAUUUAUAGUAAAUCCAGAAACUGAAACCAGAUCGUCAACGACAGACGGGGCAUCAGGGUCGGGGGAGGAGGAGGUGUUGGCGCUAAAAGCCACAUUUGAAUUGAGACUGUUAAAUUAUUACAAAAAAAAAAAA